AUGGCAGCCAAUGCAGAGGCGGCCAAGCCGGUCAUCAUGAAUGAAGAGGAGCUGAAGAGGAAGCAGAGGGAGAAGCUGAAGAAGUUGCAGGCCACGGGGGGCAACCCUCGACCAGCGAGAACCCUCUUCCUCUUCUCCCUCAAAAAUCCCUUCCGCAAGGCCUGCAUCAACAUUGUGGAGUGGAAAACCUUUGAGAUCAUCAUCUUAUUGACCAUCUUUGCAAACUGUAUUGCGUUGGCUGUGUUCCUGCCCAUGCCUGAAGAAGACAGUAAUAACACCAACACCAACUUGGAGAGUUUGGAGUAUAUCUUCUUGAUCAUAUUCACGUUAGAGUGCUUUCUGAAGAUAGUGGCAUACGGGCUCGUGUUCCAUGAAGGCGCCUAUUUACGGAACUGUUGGAACAUAUUGGACUUUGUCAUCGUCUUCAUGGGUCUCUUCACUUUUGCAUUGGAUACCAUCAAUAAGAUAGCAGGUGUGCCAAUGGAGAAGGGUGGAGGGUUUGACAUGAAGGCACUAAGAGCCUUCAGAGUGCUCCGACCCUUACGUCUCGUCUCUGGAGUCCCCAGCCUGCAGGUGGUGAUGAAUUCCAUCCUCAAAGCCAUGCUGCCUCUGCUGCACAUCGCCCUGCUGGUCUUUCUGCUGGUCACUAUCUAUGCCAUCAUGGGACUGGAGCUGUUCAAGUGCAAAAUGCACAAGACCUGCUAUUACACUGGCACAAAUAUCUACGCCACAGCAGAAGGUGAGCUGCCUGCACCGUGCGCUCAAGCUGGUAAUGGACGCCGCUGCAGCAUCAACGGCUCUGAGUGUCGGCCAGGCUGGGAAGGUCCCAACAAUGGCAUCACCCACUUUGAUAACAUUGGCUUUGCCAUGCUUACAGUCUACCAGUGUAUCACCAUGGAGGGAUGGACCAAAGUUCUCUACUGGGUUAAUGAUGCCAUAGGAAAUGAAUGGCCCUGGGUCUACUUUGUUCCCCUCAUUCUCGUGGGCUCCUUCUUUGUGCUCAAUCUGGUUCUGGGUGUGCUCAGUGGGGAGUUUACCAAAGAGCGAGAGAAGGCCAGGUCACGUGGAGAGUUCCAGAAGUUGCGAGAGCGUCAGCAGCUGGAUGAAGACCUGCAUGGCUACAUAGAGUGGAUCACUCACGCUGAAGUCCUGGAUGCUGACCGAGAGGGCCAAGGACUCCUGCCUUUAACCAGUGGAGAUUCUGACACAGACAGCCUGUAUGGCCUGGAAGGCAAGAGUCGAAUUGUCUACUACUACCGCUUGGCCCGUCGCUGGAACCGUUUCUUCAGGAUGAAGUGCCUGGUGUAUGUGAAAACCAAGGGCUUUUACUGGUUAGUGAUGUUCCUCGUCUUACUCAACACCCUGACCAUAGCAACAGAGCACCACCACCAGCCUGACUCGCUCACCUCCCUGCAAGAUGUGGCCAGUCGUGUACUGCUGGUGCUGUUUGUCAUAGAGAUGUUUGUAAAGAUGUAUGCGCUGGGUCCCAGAGGAUAUUUCAUGUCUCUGUUUAACCGUUUCGACUUCUUUGUGGUGGUAUGCGGUAUCCUGGAGAUGAUCAUGUUAUCUGCGGGAGCCGUGGCUCCCCUGGGUUUCUCUGUACUCCGGUGUAUCCGACUGCUGAGGAUCCUUAAAGUCACAAAGUACUGGAAAUCUUUGAGUAAUCUUGUGGCCUCUCUCCUCAACUCGAUACGCUCCAUUGCCUCCCUGCUCCUUCUUCUUUUCCUCUUUAUCGUUAUUUUCUCACUCCUGGGCAUGCAGGUGUUUGGGGGGAAAUUCAACUUUAGUGACCACAGACCCAGACGCAGUAACUUUGACAACUUCCCUCAGGCCCUCAUCAGUGUGUUUCAGAUCCUAACAGGAGAGGACUGGACCUCCAUCAUGUACAAUGGCAUUAUGGCCUAUGGAGGGCCUGUUUUUCCUGGCAUCCUGGUCGCCAUCUUCUUUAUUGUCCUCUUUGUCUGUGGAAAUUAUAUCCUCCUAAAUGUCUUCUUGGCCAUCGCUGUCGACAACCUGGCAGAGGCUGAGAGUCUGACUUCAGCUCAAAAAGAAAAGGCGGAGGAGAAGAUGAGGAGAAAGCUACUAAGGUCCAAAAUGCCAGACAAGACUGAUGAGGAGAGGGAGAGGUUAGCUAAGAAACUGGCAGAGCAGAGAUCUAAGAUAGAGGUCAUGCCCACCACUGCCAAGCUUAAAGUUGAUGAGUUUGAGUCCAAUGUCAAUGAAGUGAAAGAUCCAUUCCCACCUGACGACUUCCCAGGUGAUGACGAGGAGGUAGAGCCUGAAAUCCCCAUUAGCCCUCGCCCCCGACCAAUGGCCGACCUGCAGCUGAAGGAGGAAGCUGUGCCAUUGCCUGAAGCCAGCUCCUUUUUCAUUUUUGGCCCUCAGAACAAGUUCCGUAAACUAUGCUACAAGAUCAUCAACGCCUCGUCCUUCACCAACUUAAUCCUUCUGUUCAUCUUGCUCUCCUCCAUCUCCCUGGCAGCUGAGGACCCUAUUGAUCCCCAGUCUUUCAGAAACAAGAUCUUGGCCUAUGCUGACAUUGUCUUCACAUCUGUGUUCACCAUUGAGAUUGUACUGAAGAUGACAGUAUAUGGAGCAUUCAUGCACGAGGGCUCGUUCUGCCGUAACUCCUUCAACAUCCUGGAUCUGAUUGUGGUUACAGUCUCCCUGCUUUCUAUGGGAAUGGAAUCCAGUGCUAUCUCUGUGGUGAAGAUUCUCAGGGUGCUGAGGGUGCUGAGGCCUCUCAGGGCCAUCAAUAGAGCCAAGGGGUUAAAGCAUGUGGUCCAAUGCGUGUUUGUGGCCAUCAAAACCAUUGGCAACAUCGUCCUGGUCACCAUGCUGUUGAACUUCAUGUUUGCCUGUAUUGGAGUGCAACUCUUCAAGGGUAAAUUCUACAGCUGCACAGACCUGUCCAAAAUGACUGAGGAGGAAUGCCAGGGAUACUUCUUGAAGCACAUGGAUAAUUCCCUUCAGGACACAGUGUUGGCUAAGAGAGAAUGGCUCAACAGUGACUUCAACUUUGACAAUGUGCUCAAUGGCAUGCUGGCCCUCUUCACUGUUUCCACAUUUGAGGGCUGGCCAAAACUGUUGUACAGAGCCAUUGAUUCAGAUGAAGAAGACAUGGGUCCUGUCUUCAACAACCGCGUGGAUGUGUCCAUCUUCUUCAUCAUCUACAUCAUCCUCAUCGCCUUCUUCAUGAUGAACAUCUUUGUGGGCUUUGUGAUCGUCACUUUCCAGGAGCAGGGCGAGCAGGAGUAUAAGGACUGUGAGCUGGACAAGAACCAGCGUCAGUGUGUGCAGUACGCUCUGAAGGCUCGUCCUCUGAGGUGCUACAUCCCCAAAAACCCCUACCAGUACAGAGUCUGGUACAUUGUCACCUCCUGCUACUUUGAGUACCUCAUGUUCUUCCUAAUUAUGCUCAACACCUUGUGUCUGGGAAUGCAGCAUUGCAACCAGUCGGACCAUGUGACCAAGCUGUCGGACACUCUUAACUUGAUCUUCACUGUGCUCUUCACUGUGGAGAUGAUUCUCAAGCUCAUGGCCUUCAAAGCGAGAGGCUACUUUGGAGACCCCUGGAACGUCUUUGACUUCAUUAUUGUCAUCGGUAGCGUUGUUGAUGUCAUCCUGAGUGAAGUUGAUACUGCCCUGGCCUCCAGUGGAGGACUGUACUGCCUCCAUGGCUGUGCUGAGACAAAUCCUAUGCAAGCCAUUGCGGCAUCUGAAAAUGCCUCUGUUUCCAUCACGUUCUUCCGACUCUUCCGUGUCAUGCGUCUGGUCAAGUUGCUGAACCGUUCGGAGGGGAUCCGUAACCUGCUGUGGACCUUCAUCAAGUCCUUUCAGGCUCUCCCUCACGUAGCUCUGCUCAUCGUGAUGCUCUUCUUUAUCUACGCUGUCAUUGGGAUGCAGAUCUUUGGAAAGAUAGCUUUAGUGGAUGGCACCCAAAUCAACCGCAACAACAACUUCCAGACAUUCCCUCAGGCUGUUCUAAUGUUAUUCCGAUGUGCUACUGGAGAGGCUUGGCAGGAGGUCAUGAUGGCUUCGAUGUAUGGGAAGAAAUGCGACCCCAAAUCUGACUUCCUGCCAGGAGAGGAGUACACCUGCGGGUCCAACUUCGCUGUCUUCUACUUCCUCAGCUUCUACUGUCUCUGUGCCUUCCUGAUCCUCAACCUGUUUGUAGCUGUCAUCAUGGACAACUUUGACUACCUGACGCGUGACUGGUCUCUUCUGGGCCCACACCAUCUGGAUGAGUUUAAGAAGAUCUGGGCUGAAUAUGACCCAGAAGCCACGGGGAGAAUUAAACAUCUGGACGUGGUGACACUUCUGCGGCGCAUCCAGCCUCCACUGGGCUUUGGCAAGUUCUGUCCUCAUCGUGCUGCAUGCAAGCGCUUGGUUGGCAUGAACAUGCCCCUGAACAGUGAUGGCACGGUCACCUUCAAUGCCACCCUGUUUGCUCUGGUCAGGACUGCACUCAAGAUCAAAACAGAAGGUAACUUUGAGCAGGCCAACGAGGAGCUGAGAGCCAUUAUAAAGCAAAUCUGGAAACGCACCAGUAUGAAACUGUUAGACCAGGUCAUCCCCCCUAUAGGAGAUGAUGAGGUGACUGUGGGGAAAUUCUACUCCACUUUCCUGCUUCAGGACCAUUUCCGUAAGUUCCUGAAGCGUCAGGAGGAGUACUAUGGCUACCGGCCCAGUAAGAAGAGCGCCUCGGGCCCGGAGAUCCAGGCGGGCCUGCGGAGUAUAGAGGAGGAGGUGGCUCCAGAGAUGCACAGGGCCAUUUCAGGAGACCUGCAGAAUGAGGAAGAGAUGGACAGAGCUAUGGAGGAGGCUGGAGAGGAAGGCAUUUACCAGCGUACUCAUGGUCUGUUUGGUAACCGGGUGGACUCAUUCUCCUCUGAACCCGCCAGCCCUCAGCCCCACCAGAUGGCCAACCAGCGGCCCCUCCAGUUCUCUGAGAGCCAGUCUGAGUCUCCACCAACCUCUGCCCUGACGCCCACUACUGAAUUUUUCCCAACUACUGCGCCAAAAAGCAACACUAACAACAACGCCUUUGCAGAAUUUUCAUUCGAAAGAGAGGGCAGUCCCAUAGAGUUUUACAAUCCCAGUGAGGAUGCAGAGCCAGACCUGCAGUCCUGGAACUUCACAGUGAGAACAGACAAAACACAGUUCCCUUAUGAGCCUAACUAUGGCGACAGCCAGAGUCGGAGCUCCAGUACUGCGGUAGAUCAGCUCGUCCAGGAGGCUCUUGUAAAGGGCGGUCUGGCCUCCCUGGCCAAAGACCCCAGCUUUGUCUCUGUGACUAAGGAGAUGGCUGAUGCCAUGCACACAACUGUAGAUGAUAUGGAGAGCGUGGCUCAGGGCAUCCUCAGCGAACGCUCCACCAGCGUCACCUCAGUCAAAAAGAGACGCCCUAUCCCUGUCCCUCCUCCCACCGUUGCUGCGGCAGCACAGGGGACAGGUGAGCCAGAUCCGGCUGUGAGGAGAAAGAGACGUCCGAUCCCCAUGACUCCUUCCGUACAGGAGGCGGCUGAGGCAGACUCCAAAGUUUAAGAGGCUGUCACUUGAGUUUUAUGUGGUUAUUUCUGGAUUUUUACACUUGCAGGUGGCUCCACCUCACACCACUUUACCAAGUCUGUUGCCCUCUGUGACAAUUUUUAUCUACUAGCCUGGCUCAUGGCAGGUUGGGUCAGGUUUUGUCAUGUGUGGCUGAAACUUAACCAAGGAGAAACAAUAUAUCUGAUGACGAAACAUCUUAUUCUUCAGAUUUAUUGAAAUAAAUAAAAACACAACUUAUCUCGCGAACA
This is a messenger RNA of Micropterus salmoides (largemouth bass), 5801 nucleotides long. RefSeq names its product dihydropyridine-sensitive L-type skeletal muscle calcium channel subunit alpha-1-like. The transcript is spliced from 45 exons. Gene Ontology annotation, molecular function: high voltage-gated calcium channel activity; calcium ion binding. The record is from RefSeq and is a predicted model, not a curated record. Bases 1 to 5547 code for a protein of 1848 amino acids. Gene Ontology annotation, biological process: calcium ion import across plasma membrane. NCBI's taxonomy places the organism in Eukaryota, Metazoa, Chordata, Actinopteri, Centrarchiformes, Centrarchidae. Gene Ontology annotation, cellular component: voltage-gated calcium channel complex; membrane.